This is a messenger RNA of Cataglyphis hispanica, 3930 nucleotides long. RefSeq names its product sialin-like. Gene Ontology annotation, biological process: monoatomic anion transport; transmembrane transport. Gene Ontology annotation, cellular component: plasma membrane. The transcript is spliced from 11 exons. Gene Ontology annotation, molecular function: transmembrane transporter activity. NCBI's taxonomy places the organism in Eukaryota, Metazoa, Arthropoda, Insecta, Hymenoptera, Formicidae. Bases 693 to 2207 code for a protein of 504 amino acids. The record is from RefSeq and is a predicted model, not a curated record.
AAAAGGGAGCAGUUCGGGGUACUCGAGGAAUCGCGUACUACUAAACUUCGGUCAGUCGUGUUCCAACCGUUCGUGUCGUCGGUCGUUUACGUACCGAAACUUUUCGCGAUUCCUACAACGAGAUAGACGCUCUCAUGAGAAUCCGAAGCACGUUUGCGAUCCAUUAAAUCGAAUACGUGCGGAGUACACGUGUCAGUGUUUGUUGUCCCGAUCGCGCCAAUUCUGUCAGCGAAGUUUUGCUCCCUUUCGGUUUAUCGAUCUCCGAACAAGCCAUUUUCGCGCGCAAUUUUUUCACGUGCAAGCACAGAGAGAGAACAUCUUGCACUAAAAGAUUGAGGUGCCCUCGUGAUCAUCCCGGAGGACGCCGUGUCGAGCACGUCACACGCGUGAAACGGCUCAUUGUAAAAAAUAGGAGCGCCGUCACUGAGCGUCCAUUGACUUCAAACUCGGCGAGGCGGCAUGACGCAACGCAAUCGGUGAAUCGAUUAAACAUCGUAAAAAAAAAACAAAAAAAAAACGAGCAGUCGCGAAGUCGACUAUCAUCGAUUGACGAAGAAUCCACGCUUAGUGGUGAAGAUUGAGGGAAGUCUCCCGAGAGAAUUUCUUUCUUCUUCACAUCGUGCUCACAUACGUGCAUCUCGUUCUCACGCUAAUAAUACGAUUGCGACGAUCGUGCGUGACAAACAGUCAGAAUGGCUCUCUUCCGGAAGUUCAAUGAGAAGAUUCCUCGAAGAGGGAUUCUGGGGGCGAUGAUGUUUCUGGCUUGCAUGUUCUCUUAUGUCAUUCGUACCAAUCUAUCCAUAACUAUUGUUGCUAUGGUAAAUGUUACAAGUAAAGACGGUGGCAUAGGUCCAGCGUGCACUGUAGCAGAUAUAAAAACCAAUAAGACAGUCGUGCUCAAAGAUUUUGGAGAACGUUUCGAAUGGAAUCAACAUAUUCAAGGACUGUUAUUAUCAGGAUAUUUUUAUGGUGUUCUACCGGCUAGUGUACCAGCUGGACUCUUAGCCGAAAAAUAUGGAGGUUCUAAAGUAGUGGCAUUCGCCACAUUAAUACCCGCAGUAUUAAAUCUUUUGAUGCCAUGGGCUGCUUCUGUUCACUACGGUUUCGUCUUUGCACUUCGUUUUGUAAUGGGAUUUUUCGGGGGCGCCGUUUAUCCUGCUCUCCAUGCGAUGAUUGCUAGAUGGGUGCCUCCUGGUGAAAAGGGCAUGUUUGUGUGGACUAUGCAAGGUGGUCCAUUCGGAACCGUUGUGACAUUCGCUUUAUGUGGCGCGGUGAUUAGUGCUUAUGGAUGGAAAAUUGCAUUUUACGUUACAAGUGGACUUAUGUUAGUUUUUUAUGCUUUAUGGGUAUACCUAAUAUAUGAUACACCGGAGUUGCAUCCCGGGAUCACUGAAAAAGAGAAAAAAUACAUAAAAGAACAAAUUGGCACUAGUGUCUCGAAGCAAAAGGUUCAAUUACCAGUAAAAGCAGUCGCUACAUCUGCGCCAUUCUUAGUAUUACUAUGGUCUCAUUUUGCAAACAUGUGGGGUAUAUAUUUCAUCGCUACAAACGGGCCCAAAUACACAUUAGAAGUCCUUGGUUUCAACAUGAAAUCGGGUGGCGCAAUAACCGGAUUGCCUUACAUAGCUAGAUUGGGCGCCGGAGUAUUAUUUGCAGCAGCGGGUGAUUAUGUGCGAAGGAAAAAUUUUUUGACUCUAGGCUGGAUAAGAAAGAUAUUUAUGCUUUUCUCUCACAUAGGACCUGCAGCUUGUUUACUAGUAAUGACAUAUGCCGGUUGCGAUGCCACAAUUGCGAUGAUAAUGUUAAUACUGGCGUUGGCCUUCAAUGGAGCCGCAUGCCAGACCAACUUACAGAAUCAUCAAGAUUUAGCACCGAACUAUGCUGGUUCUUUAUACGGAAUUAUGAAUACAUUCGGUAGUUUCCCCGGAUUCAUCAUUCCACCCAUUAUUGGUGCUUUGACCAAUGAGAGGAACGGAAUUGAAGAAUGGCGUGUAAUGUUCUGGAUAUCGGCGGUAGUAUUUACAUCAGCAACGGUACUCUUUUGGAUAUUUGGAUCGGCGGAAAUUCAACCGUGGAACGAUACGACUCAUACUAAUGUGCCUACUAUUGCCGAAGAAGAAAAGCGGAUAAAUGAAACAACGAAAGAUACGGCGAUCGAUACGGAAACCGAAGAAAAUGAACUGAAGAAAAUGUCUGUAGUGACUUAGAAAAUGAAGUGAAGGUAAUGUGUAUCCAUGUCUGUACAAAAUUUAUAGUCUAUUGCCGAAAAGAGAGUGCAUUUGAAAAAAAUACAAAUUUUGACUCUGUCAGAAAAUGUUACUAUUAUGUCAGAUUUUAUAUACCAAUUACAACCAAUAUUUAUACAACUUCCAAUUGUUAAACAAUUUUGGGUACAAAGAGAAUUAUCUCCUUGUUAUAAUAUAUAUUGAAAACUUGAAAUGGAAGAAUUAAAAUGAUGUACAGAAUAUUUAAUAUAGAAUAUUCAAUCAUGUUUUAAUUUAGAAUGAAUAGAAUUUGCGCUCCCCAAUUACAGAUACAUUACAUAUUGCUAGAAUAUCACGGCAGAUCUUUUAUAUUUAAUCCGAUUUAUAUUUUCUUAGAUGUGCGCGAAAAAUUAUUUUUUCACGCUCUUUUUUUUAUUGCCGCGUAUAAGACUGUAGGAUAUUUCAGAAGAUAAAACGCGUUUUAGAUUUUAUAUAUUUUUCAUAAUUCUCAUGCAUUUGUAUUGUCUCGAAUAUUUAAUUAUAAGUAUUUAUAUAUUUGAUAUUACAUUUUCGUGUCACGUGUACUACUUACAUUUUAUAACGUCACGGUCAUCAGAUAACUAAAAGAGUUAUAAAUAUGGUAUUCAAAGAAUGUAUCGAAACAUAAGAAUACUCUGUAGUGCAUUUUUUUAUUUUGUGCCAAAGUAUAUGUACGUUAUUCUCAUUGAAAAGUUAACGAAAUGUAUCAUCGAUGAAUCUAGUAAUAAAGACCUUGGCAUUGUCUUUGAACCAAUAAUAAAUGGCCAAGGUUAAGUUAGAUAUUAUAAAUAUUUUAUGCUAAGCACAUUAAAUCAUCACAUAUAUAUCUCAUUAUACACAAUGAAGCUUUCUCUGCGCGAAACGAUUUUAUAUAUAACUGUGAUAUAUAUAAUCGCAGUAAUUUAGAUGUACACACCAAUCUGGAUUUUAAUCGCGGCCAGUGAUCUGCAAUUUGUUUAAUAUAUCACUUUAUUUGAACAUCUCGGAUAAAUUGAGACAUUAAAUGAUUACAAAAUCAUCACUUCCGCCAUUAUGCGGAUAAAAGUAGCUUAUUCUCUAAUUUUCAUUUGUGAGAGCUUCCUAGUACUUCAGAGAAUAAUGAUUCUGGAAAUUGUAAAAUUGAAUCAUUCAUAUCCAAAAAAAAAUUGCACUUUUGAAUAUGCAAAGGAAAAAUACAUUACGUAGAUCAUGAAAAAUAUAUCUAUGCAUAUGCGUUUGCUAUAGAAAAUAAAAAAUAAUAAAUAUGUUGUUCCAAUAUGUUUUAAAGACGAUUAUUGUUCAAAUUGAACUAUUUCGUCGUAAUAUUUAUUAUUUUGUCAAUAAUAAUGUUACUAUGCAUGUAGUUAUUUUAAAAUCUGUGUAAAGUGUUUAGCAAUAAUAUUGCGCACGUAACAAUCUUAAAGAAAACAAAAUACAUGAAGAUAAAACUUGUUUUUUUAAACUAAUUUUAAAUGAAUUAUGCGCAUGUAUAGAUGUGUCAUAAUGUUUUUAAUUGCGGACUUGUAUAUGUUAUUUAUAGACACAUUUUAAUAUAUGUUUAUUAAUUAAAUUAUAACUCACGACAGCAUUUGUUUUAUGAAAUUCACAUACUGCGAAUCGUAGUAGAUCAUACAUGUAUAACAAAUGAUCGAAUAUAAUUUGUGAUUUCUCAUAUGAUAAUAAAGAAAUUCAUGUGUGUCUCUAUAAA